AUGGCGUGUAAUGAGGCACAGAAAGUGCAGUUUGGUACACAUAUGCUGAUUGAGGAAGUUGGUGAUUGGUGGGGUAACACUCGCCAAAGAUUGGAAGUUACGGGUAAUGAAAUUACAUGGGAUGUGUUUAAAGGAGAGUUUAUGGAGUGGUAUUUUCUAGAAGAUGUACAUGGUAAGAAAGAGAUUGAGUUUAUGGAAUUGAAACAAGGGAACUCAAUUGUUGUUGAAUAUGUUGCUAAUUUCGAUGAGCUUAUGAAAUUCUAUCCACACUACAAUGAUGACGCUGCAGAGGUUUCCAAAUGGCAUCGCACCAAUGAAUGUAAAAGUGAUGAAAAGAAAUGUUUCAAAUGUGGGAAGUCAGGACAUUUGAUCGCUGAUUGCAAAACUAAUGUGCCUACUUGUUACAAUUAUGGGGAACCUGGUCACAUCAGCACCACUUGUCAUAAGCCAAAGAAAGCCCAUACUGGAGGGAAGGUGUUUGCGUUGACUGGAUCUCAACCUAACAGUUCUGACAGGUUGAUUAGAAGUACAUGUCAUAUUCACGACAUUCCUUUAAUUUCUAUUAUUGAUAUGGGUGCAACACACUCGUUUAUUUUUGCUAAUUGUGUACGAAAAGUGGGUAUUAUUUUGUGUACUCUUAAUAGUGGACUACUCAUCAACACUCCAGCUAACGGGUCGGUGACUACUUCUUUGAUGGAGUUCAACCAUGUUUAUAUCAAUUGUUACAACAAAACUUUACGGUUUCUUGCUCCUAAAGAUAAACAAGAAGAUGAUUUUAUAUCUGCUAAAGAAUUGAAAGGAAUUGUUGAAAGAUGA
Lathyrus oleraceus (garden pea) is the source of this 816-nucleotide messenger RNA. RefSeq lists its product as uncharacterized. The record is from RefSeq and is a predicted model, not a curated record. NCBI's taxonomy places the organism in Eukaryota, Viridiplantae, Streptophyta, Magnoliopsida, Fabales, Fabaceae. Gene Ontology annotation, molecular function: zinc ion binding; nucleic acid binding. The transcript is spliced from 3 exons. The coding region runs from base 1 to 816 and encodes 271 amino acids.